Verticillium nonalfalfae is the source of this 1314-nucleotide messenger RNA. RefSeq lists its product as uncharacterized. Lineage: Eukaryota; Fungi; Ascomycota; Sordariomycetes; Glomerellales; Plectosphaerellaceae. The transcript has 4 exons. The coding region runs from base 1 to 1314 and encodes 437 amino acids. The record is from RefSeq and is a predicted model, not a curated record.
AUGAUGCGACUACUAACUUGCUCUGCACUGGUGGCUCUUCCUUUGACGCUGGCCAUCAGCAUCAGGUCGACAGACGUCUGGGACAUAGCGACUGAUAUCCAGGGGCCCGAGCGCCUCAACGGUGUUAGUUACCAGGAAGAUGUGCUGGUCACGUUUGGAGACUACCAAUAUGUCACUUUCUACAGCACGACACCUGCGGGCUACAACAACCACCAUGUCAAUCUUGGCCGUCGCAGGAUUGAGCCGAGUGUAGAACCUUGGGAGUACCUAGCCUUCACAGAUUACGUGCAGCGUACCAUGGACGGUCAUAACAUGAUAUCGAUGGGCAUCUCAGGCGAUGGGCAUGUUCACUUGAGCUUCGACCACCAUGAUGUCCCUCUCAACUAUCGUGUUUCCAAGACUCCCAUUGCCCUCGAAGUACCGGCGACCUGGUCAGAGAGCUUGUUCAAUGAAGUCAUUCACGAGCUUCCUGGUUCCCAAGGCCCCUGGACACCUCUCACGUAUCCUCGCUUUGAGUUGCUGGGCAAUGGGGAUUUACUAAUGGAAUUUCGAAUCGGCCAGUCCGGAUCUGGAGACAGCUACAUCCAUCGAUACUCAAGCUCAACUCAGCAAUGGAAGCCGUACGGCAAAUAUCUCGAGGGCUACGACAACAACGCAUAUAUAAAUGGCCUCAGCUACCUCGACGGUCGGCUGUAUACUUCGUGGACCGUUCGAGAAACACCCAAUGCUGACACCAACCAUGACUUUUAUUUUGCCUAUUCUGACGAUGAUGGUCAAACCUGGUUUAACAGCAACGGCUCGACACUUCCCCAACCCAUCUCGACUGCCCUCGAUGAACCCCUUGUGUGGGAGAUUCCACAGAACAGUCGCAUGGUGAAUCAAGAGGGCCAGCUGGUGGACAGCGCUGGCCGAUUUCACUCGCUUAUGAGGGACAAUAUCACAGGCCAUCAUCUCUAUCAGCAUUUCAUGCGGGACACCGACGGGACCUGGAGCAAGAGCGCGAUCAACCCAAGUGGUCUCCUGGGGCCUGAUCUGUACGAUCCCCGUGGAAAGCUUGCUGCUGAUGCUAGUGGCGAGUACGUGAUUGCGCUCCUACCCGUCGCUGCGACGUCCGAGACGCGUAUCUACGUUGCUUCUACCCGAGAGAAGUUUCGGCAUUGGGUCUUAUUGACGAGCAUCCCAAACACCUCAACAGAACCACUAUACGACCAGGUUCGGUUAAGGGAAUAUGAUGUAUUGAGUGUGUUUGUACGUCAGGCGGGCUCGUACCCCGACCGGAUGCUUCAGGUUUGGGACUUCAAGUUAGAGCUCUAG